Molecule: messenger RNA, 2525 nt
Organism: Dissoconium aciculare CBS 342.82
Lineage: Eukaryota; Fungi; Ascomycota; Dothideomycetes; Mycosphaerellales; Dissoconiaceae
Exons: 3
Coding region: 293-2203 (636 amino acids)
Source: RefSeq, a predicted model, not a curated record
GCCGAAAGCCUUCGUAUAUCGCGAUGCCAUCAGUCUCAUCCGCCACACAGAUGUCAAUCUUCCCAUUGUCGUUGACGUUCCGCAACAUUUCCAUUGCUCCACGAUGACGAAAUUGCAGUGCACUUAGACUUGCUUUGUGCGACAUCGGGUAUUGUCAUUGUUACUACUCUUCGUAAUGGCCAUUUUCACUUAGACAACCAGAGCAUUUUUGUCGGAUCUCGCUCCGAAAUCGACGACGUCUUAUCCUUGCAUCACUCUGUAUGCGGAAUCUCGUCGACUAGGCAUACUCAGCAUGGAGCGAAACAGCUCUACUCUGGAAAUCGUCGUGUUGGGAACACAAACGGCCGAACAGAGCUCCAAUGGUCAACAACAUGACCGCGAGAUCUCUGGAGACUAUUCCGCCUUUGCUGGCUGGAGGUGCAAUCUGACCGGGCUAUCGCAAUCGCACAAUCUUUAUUUCGUGGCCUACAAGAGCGAAAUACAUGUCUUCAGUCCGACCUUUUCUUCUCAGAAACUUUCGUCUAGCCCUGACCUGAUCUUGCAGUCGCAGCCCUCCGGGCCCGACCUCAGUGGCUAUAUCGAUGCUCAGAACCCGCACAACAUCAACAGUCUCCUUGUGCAACUUCUCGGAAACGAAGAGGUUGUCGCUGCUGUUCGAGACGACGGGGAUGUUGACGCCUUUUUGGUUCGACACGUAAUCCAAGCAAUUGAGCGACGCACGUCUGGUCAGACUUCGCUCUCUCGUUACGCCGAAGAAAUACGACCAAUCUUUCAGAGAAACGUGGGCAAAAGUGCGUGGGGCUUGGCCAUCCAUUCCCAUGCUCGCACCAUUGCUGUCAGCGCAAAUACCCAGCAAGUUACCAUCUUCAAGCUGGGACUUGUGGAGCAGAGUCACGGGGGGCAGGUAGAUGAAGAAGGUGACUUUGUGACACUCAAUAACCGCGAAAUGGAUGUGACAUACCAUGUAGUCAACGGCGACUGCAAUAUUCCAUACAUUGCAUUUUGCAAUACUGGAGAUGACCCCGAAGCUCGAUGGCUCUUGACGACGGAUGUCAGUGGAUGCUGCCGUACGCUUGAUCUGCACACCAUGCGGACAGUUCAGAAAUUCCGAUUCGGAAGUACAGCGUUCUCAUUCUUGCAACAGUUCGACCAUGUUCACGCAGGCUGGACGAUAAUGUUCCUGGAUAAUCGGGCCUUUGUCCCACAAGAGACCGUAGCGGAUGCGCUCGGUCUAGAUGCAGGCGAGAGUCCACCAGGAAGUAAUACUCGCCAUGUCUGGGACAUCAGUGCCACUGCUCAGACAUUAAGUGAUACAUCUCCAACAUUCAUCAAACGUAACGACCGCUUAAGGCGUCACGACCGCACCUUGACGCCAUCAAACACGACUCGGCCGCCGCCUGAUUCGUCUCCGCUAUUGCACCCGGACGACACGCAUCGCGAGUCUGUCCAUGAACAUGACGUGACAACUGCCAGUGCAGAUGAUCAAGUCACUGGAAUAUCGACUGAAACCUCGGAGAACGAGGACGAUUCGGAUGUCUCUGUCUACAGCGGCGACAUGUAUUCUGAAGAUGAAGGUCUCUUGGGCAACCACCGACCGCGAGCGUCCCUCCCUCGAUGUGACUAUCCCGAAAACCUUUGUGAGGAUCUUCCCUGCCCAAUUCUGCAUGCGUCAGUACGUAAUGUGUACCUCCUGCAGCCCAGCGGCCAUCGUGAGGAGGGAGGUUCGGCUUGCGCGUCGCCAUUGGUGAGCUUCUCACAUGUACUGCAGCAAGACAUCCAGGCAGACUAUGCCUAUAUCAACGUCUUUGAGCGCUUCAAUAUGCACGCCUACAUCCCGGCCAUCGGCGUAGUGGUAUUGGCCUCACAGAAAGGUCGAGCCGUGGUUCUGUCGCUCACGAAGCUGCCCCGGGUGGAAUGUCGUUCGCCUCAAGGUCGCUUCUCCUUUGCCGACAAGAAGACAACGUAUGCAAUGCGCCUGGGGGGUGUUCUCCCUCUGGCAAGUCAGGAGCGACAAAAUCAACGGCCAUUCGCGCCGCUUGCUGGAAUCGCUUCCGGUCCCCUUCAAGGCACCGAGCAUCUCCCGACAGAGAAGAAGCGCUGGCGUCUGAUGAUGAUGUAUACGGAUAAUUCUGUCCUCAGCUAUGAGAUCCGCCGCACGUGGACGCAGAACCCAGCCGUGCGUCUAGAAAGUGUAAUGAUCUGACCGCAUUCCCCAGGCGAUUCCGCCGCUCAGCGAGGGCCAAUUGCAUCGACAGCGCGAUCAGAUAUGUAGUACCUUCUCCUGACGCGGUGCAGGUGUUGAAUGUGCACGGCAGCACGUUCUGUCAUUUGAUCCUCGCCCAGCGAACGCAAAGCUAGAAGUGGUCCAAUUAUUAUUCGAUGAUUACCAUUAUGUGUUGGGCUAUCUCUUCCACCCGAUAUUACUCCUAAACUCCUCGCUGAAAGGGCAGAAGUUUUGUCUGCCAUCAAAUGAAAUGCAUGAACGAAUGUCGGCCCGUGGGUUGUCUUCUUCUCCUCCCUUUCUU